AAUGUAUCGUUAGUUAGGUACGAUCUGAUGUUCGCGAUUUCGUUUUCAACUCCGAGUCGACAAUUCUGUCACGUUUGAGCGUGUAUGUCAAUAUCUGGGAUUCAAUAAUUCAGUCCAUCAUGACUUCAGGUCACUCGAGGAUCAUAAUGCCAGCGCGUUCGUCCAAGAUUUGGAUGGUCCACGCACGGCUAUGGAUGGGAAUUUGAAAUUCCAUCUCGACCCCGCCUUCCCGGGGUUCAUCGACACUAGAAUCACGACAUAUGCAUGCGGGAUAUUCCAGCCUCCGUGGAAACCCCCACCAUCUUCUUGAACAGAUGCAAGUGGUUUAGAAAACUCUCCUUGAAACGGAACGAACACUCGCGCCGUGGAAUAUACCGGGGUAGAAAUUGUACACGUAAUGGACUCAUCGAAGUCCAAGGCCUGGAAAUCUAGAUUCCAAAAGUCGUUCUGCCCAGGGCUGUGGAGUCUACAUGCUUUUGAUACCACUCGGUGGACAGGACCCCUUGGAUAUAUCAUCACAGGCCCCCAGCAAAACCUCUCAUUUCAUUAACAAGCACUUUCACAAUGUCAGACCUCAAAGCUACUGUUUCAGAGACCAAGUCAGCCUCCGGCCACGCCGGCUUCCAUGUCACCGGAUAUGAGAAGAUCGAAUACGGCUUUACAUUCAUCGAUGGAAUCUUCGACCCCUCAAACACGAACCUCGCCGAUUGCUAUAAAAAAUGGGGACGAUGCUUAGCUGUCACGGAUCAAAAUAUAUACAACGUUUAUGGGAAGCAGAUGGAGGCAUACUUCCAACACCACGGCCUCAGCUUGAAGAUCCACAAGACAAAGAUUGGCGAGAAGGUUAAAACGAUGCCGACCCUUUUGAGCAUCGUUGAUUCUAUGAACGAGUUUGGAAUUUACCGAAAGGAGCCAGUGCUUGUUGUUGGAGGUGGACUUGUCACAGAUGUUGCUGGUUUCGCUUGCGCUGCCUACAAACGGAAUACCAACUUCAUCCGUAUUCCCACGACAGUCAUUGGUCUGAUCGACGCCUCUGUCUCGAUCAAAGUGGCCGUUAACUAUGGUAACUACAAGAAUCGACUUGGUGCUUACCAUGCACCUAUGCACACCUUUCUCGAUUUCACAUUCCUCCGGACGCUGUCAAUAGCACAAAUCAGAAAUGGUUUCGCGGAGUUGAUCAAAAUAUCCACAUGUUCUCACUUGGACACAUUCAACUUGCUCGACAAGUACUGCGAGCAGCUCAUCGAACAAUCCUUUGGUCGUGCCAAUGGCUCUCCUCAGGAGUUGAUCGAUGCGGCGGACAAGAUCAACCGCGAAGGAAUUCAUGAGAUGCUGAGGCUCGAGACACCGAACCUCCACGAGAUUGGUCUUGACAGAGUUAUCGCAUAUGGCCACACUUGGUCACCUCUGCAUGAGCUCGUCCCGGAAACUCCCCUCCGCCACGGUCAUGCUAUCAGUAUCGAUAUGGCCUAUUCGGCAACUCUCGCCAACAACCGAAAACUGAUCACGGAUGAAGAACACCGCCGAUUACUCAACCUCUUUUCUCGCGCAGGUCUGUCCAUGGAUCAUCACCAGUUCGAUGAAGAUGUCCUUGCCAAGGCUACCACUGCAAUUCUCAAGACUCGUGAUGGACUUCUUCGUGCUGCUGUACCAAGUCCGAUUGGUAGUUGCACAUUCCUCAAUGAUGUCUCAGCAGAGGAAAUGAACGCCGCUCUUCGCAGACACAAGGAGCUCAUGAGGGAGUAUCCAAGAAAUGGAGAAGGAAUUGAGGCGUAUGUUGACGCCUCCGAUACUGGAUACACGGAGAAUCCUCAAGCAGAGGAAGAGAGAAUGGUUGAAGCUGCAGCCAAGAAAGCUGGCAGCUUGAAUGGACCAGAUGGAAAGAUCCAAAGUGCCAAUGGUUCUGCUAAUUGUGUUGGAGGUAAAGAAGGUCAUGAUGUUUCUAAGACAAAUGGAGAUGCCACUGGUAUCUUAUCCAUGGUGCUAGGAACUGGACCAGAGGUAAAUGGGAAUGGACACGUUCGCUUUGUAGAUCCUGCAAAAGCAUGAUAGACUAUUCUCUUCGUAGCUCUUAGUAGUACAGAUCCUAUAGAUGGUGAGUUUCUAGAGCUAUUGCAAAUUCUUGUCGCUGCG
Cadophora gregata is the source of this 2133-nucleotide messenger RNA. RefSeq lists its product as uncharacterized. Lineage: Eukaryota; Fungi; Ascomycota; Leotiomycetes; Helotiales; Ploettnerulaceae. The transcript has 4 exons. The coding region runs from base 565 to 2049 and encodes 494 amino acids. Gene Ontology annotation, biological process: antibiotic biosynthetic process. Gene Ontology annotation, molecular function: 3-dehydroquinate synthase activity. The record is from RefSeq and is a predicted model, not a curated record.